This is a messenger RNA of Phascolarctos cinereus (koala), 3628 nucleotides long. NCBI's taxonomy places the organism in Eukaryota, Metazoa, Chordata, Mammalia, Diprotodontia, Phascolarctidae. The record is from RefSeq and is a predicted model, not a curated record.
CAGCCGGGCGCGCUCCGUCGUCGCGUGAAGGACGUGCACAGCCGCGACCACAGCGCCGCCGGACAAAUGCGCGGCAGCCGCGGCCCCCGCCUCGGCAGCCUUUGAUUGGCGCCCGCUCCGGCGCGCGCGCGCUCUCCCUCUCCGCCCCCGCGCCCGCCAGCCCGCCUGAGCCCAGAGUGGUGAGCCUUGGUUUGCGAAGCCGGCGUUUGCCCUUCUCUUAGCGCUCCGAGGCAUCUUGCUCUUCGCGGCUUCCAGACACCGAUGUCCCCCAGUCCAAGAUGAAUAAAGAUCAAGUUGCCCUGAUUGGUCAGGUGUUUGAAUCAUACGUUUCAGAAUACCACAAGAAUGAAGUCUUACAGAUCUUGAAAGAAAGAGAUGAAGAUACUCACUAUCCUGUAGUGGUUGAUGCCAUGACUCUUUUUGAGACGAACAUGGAAAUUGGGGAAUAUUUUAAUGCAUACCCCAAUGAAGUACUCCCUAUUUUUGACAGCGCCUUAAAAAGAGCAGCUCUGACAAUUCUGCAAUCUCUUUCACAACCUGGAGAAUUUUGUAUGAAGCAGAAUCUUCAUGCUAGGAUAUCAGGUCUGCCUGUCUGUCCUGAACUGAUGAGGGAGCGUAUUCCUAAAACCAAAGAUGUGGGACACUUUUUAUCUGUCACGGGGACAGUCAUUCGUACCAGUAUGGUGAAGGUCCUGGAAUAUGAACGGGAUUACAUGUGUAACAAGUGCAAACACAUUUUUGUGGUCAAAGCUGACUUUGAGCAGCAUUAUACAUUCUGCCGUCCAUCAUCAUGCCCCAACAAAGAAGGCUGCAAUUCUUCUAAAUUCACUUGUCUCUCAGGCUCAUCAUCUCCUACACGCUGUAGAGAUUACCAAGAAAUAAAAAUUCAGGAACAGGUCCAGAGGCUAUCUGUGGGAAGUAUUCCACGAUCUAUGAAAGUUGUCCUAGAAGAUGACUUAGUAGACAGUUGUAAAUCUGGUGAUGACCUCACCAUUUAUGGGGUAGUGAUGCAGCGAUGGAACCCCUUCCAUCAAGAUGUUCGAUGUGAUGUGGAGAUAGUCUUGAAAGCCAAUUAUGUCCAAGUGAAUAACGAACAGUCCACAGGCAACAUCAUUGAUGAGGAGGUUCGCAAGGAAUUUGAGAAUUUUUGGGAACAUUACAAGAACGAUCCCUUGGCAGGAAGGAAUGAAAUCCUGGCUAGCUUGUGUCCUCAAGUUUUUGGGAUGUAUUUGGUAAAGCUUGCUGUAGCCAUGGUGCUUGCCGGCGGUGUCCAAAGGAGUGACGCUACUGGAACGAGGGUCCGAGGUGAAUCUCAUCUUUUACUGGUUGGAGACCCUGGUACGGGGAAAUCUCAGUUUCUCAAAUAUGCAGCAAAGAUUACUCCAAGAGCUGUGCUCACCACAGGAAUUGGAUCUACCAGUGCAGGACUGGCCCUGGGAUUUCACUGGUCUAGGAAGCUGCAAACAAGGUGCUCCCCUCUACAACACAACUUGACACCUUCCCUUCAACUUUUAGUCUUACUAGAGUUGCCUAGACCCCUGUGGCCUAGACUGUAGAGAAGUGAAGUGACUUGCCCAGGGUUGUACAGCUAGCACUGUGUCAGCAGCAAGACUUGAACUCAGGUCUUCCUGGGCUUUUCACUCCUCUGUGCAGCCUCUAGCCCGCACUGACUCUGUAUGUAAUCCUGGGCAGGUGCUCUUCUGGGUUGCGAGUAGGAAACAUUUAAGAAGCCCUGCUCUAGGCACCUCCCUAAGAUUGUAAGUUAUAGAGAAGCUGUUGUUAACAUAUUUUGGUAGAAGGAGUUUCCUCAUCAGGCAGUUUCUCAUACCAAUGAAAUCUGUUCUUUAUCCCUAGUUAUUUAGAUAAUUAAAAAUCAGAAUUAGAGAGUAGAAGUUUCUGAAGUAUACUGGACAUUAAUAAUAAUAUUAAUGUUUAUAUAAGUACUUUGAGGUUUACAUAAGUACUUUGAGGUUUACAAAGUGCUUUAUAUCAUUUGAAAAUUCAUACAGCUUUUAAAAUGAGUCAUUUAUAAAUGAAUAUUUAAUAAAAUGGGAUAUCACAUUUCAAAAGCAUAGCAUGAUAUAGGGAAAAGAGCACUGAAUGUGAAGUCAAAAGAUGUGGAUUCUUGUUCGGACUCUUCUGCUGACUGGCUAUGCAGACCUGGAACCCUUCUUUUUUACCUUCUGGGGCCUAUGUGUCUUUUCUUCAAAUGAAGGAGAAGGAGGGAGAGUCUAGGGUCUUAGCUCUAAAAACUAUGAUUCUGUAACAUUCUGCAAAAUUAUCCAGUUAAGAAGUUUUCUUUAUUUUUAAAGUGAAAAGUAUUAGAAAAACAUAGUACUCAUAUUUAGAUUUCCUCUUCCUCAGAACAGCUUUAAAAAUAUAAUUGUGGUAUGAAGUUUUAUAUGUGAAGGCACUUGUAUGGCUGCAAAGCUAGGAGAGUCUUCUGUGGGAUCUAUAAAACGGGCACUGCUGACUUUAAUGGGAAGAUCAUCUAUAGGACCCAUGCAAGAAGAACAAUCAUGAUUUUAAGUUAAUUAUCUAUUUGAAGAUUUUUUUUAAUUCCCAUAAAAAAUUUAGGGAAUAUCUCAAUUCUAAAUAUAUCUAAACUCCUCAUUUUUUGUAUCUAGUAUGGAAAUGGGGAAAAGUCCAUUAUGUCUGAAAGUUACACAGAACAGCAACUAAUUAUCUAUAAAGUCAUAGACCCCUUGUUGAGUUCAUAAUUUUUAUAUUCGUGUUGUCAGAAAUGUAUUGUUAUGCAUUAUUAAAAAACAUUAAACAGUUACAGAUACCUAAUGGAAGAAUUGGGAGCUGACCCAGCCUCAUGUCCAUUAAAAUAAGAGGGGCUUUGGUUUCUUUUCUUUUUAAUAUGUUUAAUCUAUCAUAAUGAUUUGAGGCAGGAAAGAUUGUUUAGGAAGUUGGCCUAUUUUUAAAUAUAUAUGUUUAUGUUUAUAUAGAUAUUUUAAAUAAGUUUGUAAACAAUUAAACUCUAUUGGCAUGUUCUGCUCUUUCUCCCUACACUAAAUUAUUUGCUCAAUGCUGAGCAAUAAAAGGACCGUGUACAUGAUGAGGGAAGUCACGUACUAAAAUCCUUUGUAGAGAUUUGACUUCAAAUUGCCUGUGUUAAGGAAUAAACACGUGCUCUAAAAGAAAUGGAAAUUUGCUCCUGAAAUUAUACCUCACUAUAUAUAUGGCUUCACAGAAGCACACAUUUUAGGAUAAUACAGAGAUUUUUUUGUUUUCAUUUCAAUUUGGUUGAAGUGUUCCAACCUCUUAUUAGUGGCUGGUGAAACUGUAGUCUGCUUUAUUUAUCUUAUCCAAGAGAUCAUGUGAUAAUUUUUUUUUAUCCUGGUCUAAGGAUUCUUAUUUUUCAUUGUUGGUGCUUAGACUAGUAUUACAGAGGAGAAGAAGAAAAUAUAAUAUAUAUGCUUUAAUCAGAUUAGUUUUAGAGCAAAUAAAAUAACACAUUAGAGAAAAAAGAAUUACUUAAAAAUAGUUGUAUUUAUAUUCCACAAUUUGAUCAAAUACUGGUUCUUAUAAACUUUCUACAGGAUGUUUUUAAAACAAAUUCUUCACAUUUUGUCUUGACUAUGUACUUACGGAAUUUCAGAGAAAUAGUUCUGUUUGUUUU